This is a messenger RNA of Drosophila subobscura, 1701 nucleotides long. RefSeq lists its product as uncharacterized. The transcript has 2 exons. The record is from RefSeq and is a predicted model, not a curated record. Bases 46 to 1695 code for a protein of 549 amino acids. NCBI's taxonomy places the organism in Eukaryota, Metazoa, Arthropoda, Insecta, Diptera, Drosophilidae.
UGCUUAAAUUUUCAAUAGAUCCACGAAUAGUUACGAUAUCGAAUAAUGUACAAGUGCACCCAAUGCGGUGCUACCAAAAACCGGCUCAGGUCUGCCCCGGUGUACGAGUGUCGACGAAGAGCGACUGGCCCCGAGCAGGAGGAGGGCGAGAGGCUGGGUGUCUCGGAUGGCUGCAGUGCCUGCCAGUGCUUUGUCUUCUUUACCCAGCUGAAGGGGCACCAAGAGCCGAUCAGAAGUCCUCACGUGGAGGGACGGUCCGUAGAUCGCUCAAUUGUUAACCCAGCACGACCAGUGGGGAUGUCCGCAAAUGGGAAUGGGCAGGGUCACAGUGUUCCGGGCAAGCAGCUCAUCCGAAUGCUAGAGAGACAUUCGACGAUACUUUUACCACAGAGUCUACCAAUGGCAAGGAACCACCAGGAACCGGAAUCUGAUUUGGCAGAGUCUUCAGAUGAUCUGAGCGACGAAAGGGAGCGAAAGACCAGAGGCAUCUCACUGCACAGGGCCAUGGGGAUUUGCUCCAUAAGAAGCACUUAUAAAAUUCCCCAGAACAUGGACAAGCGGAAGACUAUGCGACGGCUGGCCAGAUUUUGGCUGAAAAUCAAUCGUAAACUGAAGAAGACCCAGAAGGAGCUGCAGGAGCUGGAGCAGCAGGAGAAGCAGCAACUGCGCGCACUGGCCCACCAGGAUCGCAAGAGGCGUCACAGUGGUGGCACUCACAUCGAGCCGAAGUCCCCAUCGCUGUGGAAGGGCAAGGAGCUGGAGCGGACCUUCGGGGUGUCGCCUUCCUGCUACGACAAAUGCAAUUCUCGAGCAGAUGCACUGCUAAAAUCGCAGCUGCAAUCGCUGCAGGAGCAGGUCGAAAGCAAGGAUCAGCCCAGAGUAGAGGCACAGCAGCCCGCCAGCGUGCAACACUCGAAGAUGCAGCAACUGGAGCAGCUGGUCGCCUCGACUUCCAGUGUUAAGCGGGGCAACUAUCAGCGCAUCGCUCAUGAUCCCACAAAGGUCGUUCGCCUGGCAAAACGCCCCAAACGGUCGACGCCAACAAAGGUGAAGGCGCCUCCCUUGGGAGCUCAGUUCAAAACGGUGCCCGUCACGGACAAGAAGCUGCUCACGGACCCGGCCCCCAAGGGGAUGAUCACCAGCUGUAACCCCGUUCACUGCCCCGUCGAGCAGUGCCACCGAGUGUUCUUCCCUUCGGACCUCCACACACAUCUGAUUUGCGACCACCAGACGCUGCACGUGGAACGCGUCGGACUGCGACAGACCAAAACACUCUACCUGGACACGAAGGUGGCAAUGCUCAAUGAGGCCACCAGCAUCAUGUUGUACCAGGUGAAGGACAAGAUCAUCGGCCGGACUAACGGCGUUCGAUUUGGCAGUCUGCUGCCAGUGCUGCUCAUGGCAGCCCGCACACGGUCCUCCGACGUGACGCAGGAGGAGAUUCUUCUCGUCUGGCUGUGCAGCUUCCGACCCGCCAACAUUCGGAUCUUCGGCACUCUAUCCGUCGCGUCCUCGCGCCCCAACAUGCCGGACACCCUGACGGCAUUGACAGCCCAGCCCUACGACAUCCGCGACCCCCGCAACAUGGCUGCCCUAUUCCAGAGUCCCUCCGUAAUGAUUGUCCCGCACGCCCAGCUCCAGCGCAUGACUCGCUGCGGCAAAGACGUAAUCACCGUCCAAGUUCACUUCCAAUAGGAAGAA